Molecule: messenger RNA, 1188 nt
Organism: Penicillium verrucosum
Lineage: Eukaryota; Fungi; Ascomycota; Eurotiomycetes; Eurotiales; Aspergillaceae
Product: GATA transcription factor LreB
Exons: 2
Coding region: 1-1188 (395 amino acids)
Biological process (GO): regulation of DNA-templated transcription
Molecular function (GO): zinc ion binding; protein binding; sequence-specific DNA binding
Source: RefSeq, a predicted model, not a curated record
AUGGCUCUGAGUCGUUCACAACCCUAUGAGGAUAUGCCUCUACCAACCUCCCAGAUGCGAUCGGGCCUCAACGAGGGGCAUGUGGGGUACACAAUAGAGCAACAGCAAGUUCAUGAAUCCUCCGGCGGGCAUUACGGGGUGCAAUGUGCUCAACGGAGGGGAUAUCAGGGCAUACAACACGAUGCAGGGUGGACAGAGCGAGUUCUCGAUGAAAUGAAGGAUAUGCUACUUCUCCUCACACCCGAAGGCCGAAUCACCUACGCCUCACCAUCGUGCAAGAAUAUCACCGGCCGUGUCGCCAAACAACUGGAGCGAAGUCUCCUAGCACAGUACAUUCAUGAGGACGACCAACCAAUAUUCCAGAGAGACUUAGACGAUUCAGUCGCUGCAAACCAAUCGUUCCGCACCCAUUUCCGAUUCCACAAGACCAACAGCACUUACUGUCUCAUGGAGGCAUAUGGUCACCCACAUCUUGCAAACCAGGAUGCGCGUCAGGGAGAGAGAACCACGCCCGCCAACGAGCGCUGCACCGGAUUUUUCCUUGUGUGCCGGCCAUAUUCCAGCAAGGUCUCACAGCUCCUUGACUCUUUUUUGGAACAUAAGAUCGAGAACGCACGUCUGAUGCAACAGAUUGCCAAAUUGAAGCAGGAAGAGGAAGAAGAAGAAGAGGCGAUCGCGACUCGGGUGGCCUAUUCUAAGAGCGACCAGGAGAUUCGCGUUCCCGUUACUGAGAAUCAGGGCCAACAAUCCUCUCGUUCAGGGGAGAUAUCUAGUGAUCCUGAUACUACGGACACCGUGGGGCCGAACUCGGAUGAAUCCGACACGGGCCAAUCGUCGGGAUAUUACCCAGAGUCCAAUACCCGCGAACGUUACUCACACAUCGACGGCAUCGAAGUCAUGACCGGCCUAAACUAUGCAGAGGGCGAAAGAUCGCAAGGUCUCAGUACAGGGGUCAGCCUUGGCCGUCUUGUACAUUGCGAUAUCGACAUCACUACUACUGCUGACCAAGAGCGCAAUGCUCAGGAAGUUGACCGUCGUAAAAGGCUCAAGGCCCAGCAUGUCUGUCGCGACUGCGGAACGGCAGACUCACCAGAAUGGAGAAAGGGGCCUAACGGGCCUAAGACCUUGUGCAAUGCUUGUGGCCUGCGCUGGUCUAAGAAGGAGAAGAAGCGCCAGGAAUCGGCCUAA